AUGGGUGGGAACAUAGUUAUCAAAGAUGAGGAAAAGGCUGAGGUAUUUAACACCUUCUUUACCUCAGUUUUCAACAGUAAGACAGAUUGUCCUGAGGACAGCUGGCUUCUGGAGCUUGUAGACAGACAUAAGAAGCUGAAUAGCCCCCCUGUAAUCCAGGAGGAAACAAUGACUCACCUGGUGGAUGAGGGGAAGGCUGUGGAUGUGGUCUAUCUGGACUUCAGCAAGGCCUUUGACACCGUCUCCCAUAGCAUACUCCUGAAAAAGCUGGCAGCCCACGGCUCGGACAGGUGCACUCUGUGCUGGGUUAGGAACUGGCUGGAGGGCCGGGCCCAGACUGUGGUGGUGAACGGUGCUGCAUCCAGUGAAGAGUUAACAAAAUCAAAGCUUUCUACUCCAGCUAAUGAAAAGGGAAACAGUGACCUUCUGGCAUGGAAUCCACUCUUAAGCAGUUCUCUUGAAUCUUCCUCUUCAGGCCUCAUAGUAUCCUCAUCCUCCUCAGCAAGACCCACAAAUCGUCUUUCUGUAGGCACCACUGUCCCCCCUCCAAGGCCUGCUUCAUCACCAAAAUUGUCUACAGGGAAAUUUAGUGGAAUUAAUGAAAUACCUAGGCCAUUCAGCCCUCCAUUGACCUCUAACUCAAGUCCACCACCUGCAGCUCCCUUGGCACAUGCAGAGAGCAUUUCCUCAAUAUCCUCUUCUGUUUCCCUCAGUACAGCAAACACACCUACAGUUGGUGUUUCACGUGGUCCCAGCCCUGUGAGACUUGGAAACCAGGAUAUCGUGCCUGUUGCAGUAGCCCUUACUGAAUCUGUUAACGCCUACUUUAAAGGAGCAGAUCCCACAAAAUGUAUUGUGAAGAUUACUGGUGAUAUGACAUUAUCGUUCCCAAGUGGGAUUAUUAAAGUCUUCACCAGCAACCCAUCUCCAUCUACGCUCUGCUUCAGGGUAAAAAACACAAGCAAACUAGACCAGAUUCUUCCAAAUGCACAACUUGUAUACAGUAAUCAGUCACAAAGUGACUCUAGUAGUAAGGAUUUUUGGAUGAACAUGCAAGCCAUAACUGUCUACCUCAAGAAAUUAUCUGAGCACAAUCCAUCUGCAUCCUAUUAUAAUGUGGAUGUUUUAAAGUAUCAGGUAAACACUUUUUUCCCUUUGGAAUUUUUUAAGGAACUCUGGCAGAUUUCAUAUCUAUACAGAAAUUAUAAGAAUUGUUAUUUGCCUGUUUGCAUGCAGAUGAACUGUCAUCCCUCAUCUAAACCAGUUCUGGAGAACUUCACUGAGAGCAGCAAUGUCGAUGUUGACACGAGCCAGCUCAUGAGCAAUUAG
Molecule: messenger RNA, 1329 nt
Organism: Pseudopipra pipra
Lineage: Eukaryota; Metazoa; Chordata; Aves; Passeriformes; Pipridae
Product: F-BAR domain only protein 2-like
Exons: 10
Coding region: 1-1329 (442 amino acids)
Biological process (GO): synaptic vesicle endocytosis; clathrin coat assembly; clathrin-dependent endocytosis
Cellular component (GO): clathrin-coated pit; cytoplasm; clathrin-coated vesicle
Source: RefSeq, a predicted model, not a curated record